Messenger RNA from Globicephala melas (long-finned pilot whale), 876 nucleotides. RefSeq names its product bisphosphoglycerate mutase-like. Gene Ontology annotation, molecular function: intramolecular phosphotransferase activity. Lineage: Eukaryota; Metazoa; Chordata; Mammalia; Artiodactyla; Delphinidae. The record is from RefSeq and is a predicted model, not a curated record. Gene Ontology annotation, biological process: glycolytic process.
GCCUGCCGCUGGUGGCCUUUUUGCAGACGUAUUGCUGUCACUGAACACUGGCCCAUUGGAAAGCACUAGAGAAGCUCAGCCAUCAGUAUGUCCAAGUACAAACUGAUUAUGUUAAGACAUGGAGAGGGUGCUUGGGAUAAAGAGAACUGUUUUUGUAGCUGGGUGGAUCAAAAACUUAACAGUGAAAGAAUGGAAGAAGCUCAGAACUGUGGGCAGCAACUCAAAGCACUAAACUUUGAGUUUGGUCCUGUGUUCACAUCCAUCCUGAACCGGUCCAUCCUCACAGCCUGGCUGAUCCUAGAAGAGCUGGGGCAGGAGCAGGUUUCCAUGGAAAGCUCCUGGCAUCUCAGUGAGUGUCACUAUGGAGCCUUGAUCGGUCUCAACAGGGAGCAAAUUGUUUUGAAUCAUGGCGAGGAACAAGUGAGGCUGUGGAGAAAGAGCUACAAUGUGACCCCACCACCCAUAAAGGAGUCCCAUCCUUACUACCAUGAAAUCUACAAUGACUGGAGGUACAAAGUGUGUGCCAUUCCUUUGGAUCAGUUGCCACGAUCCGAGAGCUUAAAGGAUGUUCUGGAGAGACUCCUUCUUUAUUGGAACAAAAGGAUUGCUCCUGAAGUAUUAAGUAGUAAAACCAUUCUGAUGUCUGCUCAUGGAAAUAGCAGCCAGGCACUCCUGAAACAUCUGGAAGUUAUCUCAGAUGAAGACAUUAUCAACAUUACUUGUCCUACUGGAGUCCCCAUUCUCCUGGAACUGGAUGAGAACCUGCAUGCUGUUGGACCUCACCAGUUCCUGGGCAACCAAGAGGCUAUCCAAGCAGCCAUUAAGAAAGUAGAGGAUCAAGGAAAAGUGAAAUGCAAUGACAAAUAAAAUCUUUCC